Messenger RNA from Ananas comosus (pineapple), 2371 nucleotides. RefSeq names its product homeobox-leucine zipper protein ROC2-like. The record is from RefSeq and is a predicted model, not a curated record. The transcript is spliced from 12 exons. Gene Ontology annotation, molecular function: DNA binding; lipid binding. Lineage: Eukaryota; Viridiplantae; Streptophyta; Magnoliopsida; Poales; Bromeliaceae. The coding region runs from base 1 to 2142 and encodes 713 amino acids.
AUGUCGGAGAGCCGCCAAUCUCUUUCAAUGGAGGAUCAACAAGACCUUUUACUUCAUCUCGAGCCCAAAGACGAAAACCAAACGCCACUACAAGAAGAAGGAGAUCUAAACAGCAAUAGCACAUCGAAGCGGAGGCGCUACAAUCGGCACACUGCUCACCAAAUCCAAACACUCGAAGCGUUCUUCAAAGAGAAUCCUCACCCAGAUGAGAAGCAAAGGAGAGAAUUGGGCCUGGAAUUAGGGUUAGAGCCCCUACAAGUGAAGUUUUGGUUUCAGAACAAGCGAACCCAAACAAAGAACCAUCAUGAGAAACAAGAUAAUUAUAGGCUCAAAGAGGAGAAUGAGACACUUAAGGCAGAGAACACAAGUUUGAAGGAGGCUUUGAGUAGUGCAUUUUGCCCUAGCUGUGGAGAUCCAAGGGCUCUUAGCCUUGAAGAGCACAAACUAAGGGUUGAGAAUGCCACACUUCGCGAAGAGAUAAAGAGGGUAAUAGCUAUAACUUCAAAAUAUGUUGGCGGGCCGUCGGUGAUGUACCAGAUGCUCUCAUCCCCGCUGCCGUCGAUUCAACCAAUGGAUGGCGGUGUUGGAAGACCUGAAGUUUGGCAAGGUAUGACAGUAGGAGACAGCGCAAGACCGGCAAUAGCACAGCUAGCAAUUGAUGCGAUGACCGAGCUCAUAAACAUGGCUCAGCUUGUGGAGCCACUGUGGCUUCGAAGCCCCGACGGCACAAAUGAUAUACUGAAUGAAGAGGAGUACGCGCAGCAUCUCUCGCGGGGGGUCGGGCCAAGGAUAGAUGGACUGAAGACAGAGGCGACCCGCGCGACGGCAGUGGUUGCACUUGACUGCAGGCAACUUAUAGACAUCUUCAUGAAUGCUAAUAGCUAUGAAUCAUUCUUUUCAAGCAUCGUUUCGACGGCCUCGACUGUCGAAGCUUUUCCUGCAGAAGUUCAGGGAAGUGAUGACAAAACUCUGCAGCUGAUGAAAGCAGAGUUCCAGUUCCCGUCUCCUUUGGUGCCGAAAAGAGAAUGUGUGUUCUUAAGGUACUGCAAACAGCAUGGCGAAGGCCUCUGGGCCGUCGUCGAUGUUUCUUUUGAUGGCCACGGUUACUCUGAAAUAAUAACCACUGACGGUCGCGAUUACACCAAAACGACAUGCCGGAGGAGACCAUCAGGCUGCAUAAUCCAAGCAAUGCAAGAUGGUUCCUCAAAGGUUGUAUGGGUUGAGCAUGUCGAGGUGGAUGAUGGAGGUGUUCAUGAGAUGUACAAGCCAUUUGUGAACUCAGGUCUAGCCUUUGGCGCGAGCCAGUGGAUCGCAACUAUUGAUCGACAUGUGAUGGCCAUUAACAAUUCGAUCUUCGAGUACAAUGGUGAUGACCCAAAAAUAGACCCAAAUGGGGGAAAGAACUUACUGAAGCAAGCAGAGAACAUGAUGAAGAGCUUUUGCGGUGCCAUCUCCGGCUCGCCUGAGCACGAGUGGACCGUCGAAGCGGGGAUUGGUACCGAAGAAGAAGCGGCAGCAAAGGUUAUGAGCAAAACGAUUAACAAUAAUGGUGAUCAAGAUCCUAAUAAUCCAACUGGUGUUGCUCUCUCUGCAUGCAUUUCCUUCUGGUUAGCUGUUCCAAUGAGAAGGGUGUUCGAGUUCCUGCGUAGCGAGACCUCUCGUCACGAGUGGGAUGCCUUUUACGACGGAAGCGAAAUUCAAGUAGCUGAGGUCGCUAAUUGCCAAGGGCGACAGAACUGCGUAUCGAUACUCCGAACUGGCGGCUCGGCAAGUGGUGAUGAGAACAACAUAAUGAUACUCCAACAGAGUUGCUACAACACUAGUGGCUCCUUUGUGAUAUAUGCUCCUAUUGAUGCAACUGCAUUGAACAUGGUCCUCAGUGGUGCAGACCCAACAAGCGCAAUUGCGCUCCUCCCUUCGGGUUUCGCCAUACACCCCGACAUGAAGUCGGGCGCGGAAAAUGGCAUGGCCUGCGACGGCGAGAAUGGCGGGUCUCUUCUGACAGUCGUCUUUCAGAUCAUCGCAGAUCGAUCGGGUCCAGAACCCGGUCUCCCUGCCGGGUCCGUUUCGACAGUUCGUAAUCUUGUUUCUGGUACUUGUGAAAGGAUCAGAGCAGCUCUCUCAGGAGACAAUGGGCAGUGAAACUGCAAAGGAGUAUAGUUUUUAUGAGCAAGUCAAGAACGAACCGCAGCUUCGCCGGAAAUCGAUGGCUUUGGUUCGGGAAUUGACUUCUUACAAAUGCUAUACAAUCUAAGGUUCUUGAAAUAAACUAUCCUUUUUCCUGCUUUCAUAUUACAAAUAAAAAGGAAAAACUCUUCUUCUAUAUGAGUACUGCUUUUUCUGAAAAGCUCUUGUUCAUGUUGGGCUAAGU